Messenger RNA from Sapajus apella (tufted capuchin), 7363 nucleotides. It is a transcript of the gene FAM135A, whose product is annotated as family with sequence similarity 135 member A. The record is from RefSeq and is a predicted model, not a curated record. The transcript is spliced from 22 exons. NCBI's taxonomy places the organism in Eukaryota, Metazoa, Chordata, Mammalia, Primates, Cebidae. Bases 418 to 4794 code for a protein of 1458 amino acids.
GGGCGGGGCCGCUCGGCCGGGGACCUGUUGAUCGCAGGUAUCGCCGGCUGGCCCGGGCUCCCUCGGGACUGGGGUGACUGCGCAUGCUCGCUGGCCGCGCUGGGCCAGUAGCCGAGCGGCGGUGACGAACCGGCUCCGCCGUUGCGGUGUUUGCGGUUGCUGUGAUGGCGAUGUGAGGGGGCCCGGGGCGGGAUGGUGCUGGCCCGGGUAGGGUCGUCAUCUUCCAGCUGGACAACGAGCUUCUCGGUCCGACAGGCAGGGGAAGAGGCCGAGCAGGGCGAGAGGGGGAACAGUGUAUUUUUAACAACGGGAAUCAGUAACUGGAAGUACAAGAUUGGUUAUUUAAUAAUGUUAAAAAUGAGGCUUUGAUCAGCAGAGGUGCUGUUAUCAGAAUAGUCUUCUGGGUAUAAAUUAAAAAUGACUGAAGUUCAAGCAAUGGUAGAAUUCUCUGUGGAGCUAAACAAGUUCUACAAUGUGGAUUUGUUUCAGAGAGGUUUUUACCAGAUUCGUGCUUCUAUGAAAAUUCCAUCAAGAAUUCCCCACAGAGUAGAAGCUAGUUUGUUACAUGUAACAGGUAUGGCAUUAGCCUUUCCAGCCUCAGUUCACAAUUCUCUAAUUUGCAGUAAAACAUUUCAAAUUUUGUACAAAAAUGAAGAGGUUGUUUUAAAUGAUGUUAUGAUCUUCAAAGUAAAAAUGUUGUUGGAUGAAAGAAAGAUUGAAGAAACCCUUGAGGAAAUGAAUUUUCUGUUAUCCUUGGAUCUACACUUCACAGAUGGAGAUUAUUCGGCAGAUGACCUGAAUGCCUUGCAACUAAUAAGUAGCCGAACAUUGAAGCUGCACUUUAGCCCACAUAGAGGCCUUCAUCAUCAUGUUAAUGUUAUGUUUGAUUAUUUCCACCUUUCUGUUGUGUCUGUUACAGUUCAUGCAUCAUUGGUUGCACUACACCAGCCGCUAAUAAGCUUUCCUCGCCCUGUGAAGACAACUUGGUUAAAUAGAAAUGCACCAGCACAAAACAAAGAUUCUGUGAUUCCUACUCUUGAAAGUGUGGUCUUUGGUAUUAACUACACAAAACAGUUAUCACCAGAUGGUUGUAGUUUCAUCAUUGCAGACUCCUUCCUACAUCAUGCCUAUCGUUUUCAUUAUACACUUUGUGCCACUUUGCUGCUAGCCUUCAAGGGAUUGCACAGCUACUUCAUUACAGUAACAGAAGAGAUUCCCUCUUGUCAGAAACUAGAACUGGCCAAGGCCAACAUGCAGCUCCUAUAUGAGCGUCUUCUCAGAAGAAAACAGCCACGAACACAGAAAGACAACCAUCUAGAGGAAAUGGAUGUAGAAGCUCGACUUACUGAACUAUGUGAAGCAGUUAAGAAAAUAGAGAAUCCUGAUGAACUGGCAGAACUUAUAAAUAUGAAUCUUGCACAACUUUGCUCACUUCUGAUGGCUUUGUGGGGACAGUUUCUGGAAGUUAUAACACUACACGAAGAACUGAGAAUAUUAUUAGCACAAGAGCACCAUACUUUGAGGGUACGCAGAUUUUCUGAGGCAUUCUUUUGUUUUGAGCAUCCAAGAGAAGCUGCCAUUGCAUACCAGGAACUUCAUGCUCAGAGUCAUCUACAGAUGUGCACCGCUAUCAAAAAUACUUCCUUCUGCAGUUCUCUUCCACCCUUACCUAUUGAAUGUAGUGAAUUAGAUGGAGAUCUCAAUUCAUUACCUAUAAUCUUUGAAGAUAGGUAUUUAGAUUCAGUUACUGAAGACUUAGAUGCACCCUGGAUGGGAAUUCAGAAUCUUCAGAGAUCAGAAUCCAGUAAAAUGGAUAAAUAUGAGACUGAAGAAAGCUCUGUAGCAGGACUUUCUAGCCCAGAGUUGAAAGUCAGACCUGCUGGUGCCUCCAGUAUUUGGUAUACAGAAGGUGAAAAGCAGCUAACAAAAUCUCUAAAAGGAAAGAAUGAAGAAUCAAAUAAAUCCAAGGUUAAGGUUACUAAGCUUAUGAAAACAAUGAAACCUGAAAACACAAAAAAAUUAAUAAAACAGAACUCUAAGGAUUCUGUGGUUUUGGUAGGCUACAAAUGUUUGAAAAGUACGGCAUCAAAUGAUCUCACUAAGUGCUUUGAAGGCAAUCCUUCAUAUAGUCAGAAGGAAGGUCUGGAUCCCACAAUAUGUGGACAUAAUUUUGACCCAAAGACAUACAUGAGACAGACAAGUCAAAAGGAAGCUAGCUGUUUGCCAGCUAAUACAGAGAGAACUGAACAAAAGUCUCCAGAUAUUGAAAAUAUGCAACCAGACGAGUUUGAUCCUUUGAACUCUGGCAACCUAAAUCUUUGUGCAAAUUUGUCCAUUUCAGGUAAACUUGAUAUCUCCCAGGACGAUAGUGAAAUUACACAAAUGGAACACAAUCUGGCACCCAGAAGGUCAUCAGACGAUUGCCAUGAUCAUCAAACAACCCCAUCUUUGGGCGUAGAAACAAUUGACAUAAAGCCCAGUAAUAAAGAUUCUUUCAGUGGAGAGAAAAUAACUGUCAAACUAGGACCUUGGACAGAGCUUCGACAAGAAGAAAUCUUUGUGGAUAAUUUACUACCCAACUUUGAGUCCUUAGAAUCUAAUGGUAAAUCUAAAUCUAUAGAAGUAACACUUGAAAAGGAAGCUUUGCAAGAAGCAAAGUGUCUUUCUGUUGGAGAAUCAUUAACUAAAUUAAGAAGUAAUCUACCUGUCCCUUCUACAAAAGAAUAUCAUGUUGUAGUAAGUGGAGAUACAAUUAAGUUACCAGAUACUAAUGCCACAUAUGCCUCAUCUAGAUUUUCAGAUUCGGGUGUUGAAAGUGAACCAAGUUCUUUUGCGACACAUCCAAACACUGAUUUAGUCUUUGAAACUGUGCAAGGACAAGGCCCUUACAAUAAUGAAAGACUAUUUCCUCAGCUUUUGAUGAAACCUGAUUAUAAUGUAAAAUUUUCAUUAGGAAAUCAUUGUACUGAGAGUACAAGUGCAUUAAGUGAAAUACAGUCAUCUUUGACAUCCAUAAAUUCUCUACCUUCUGAUGAUGAACUGUCACCUGAUGAAAAUUCUAAGAAAUCUAUUGUACCUGAAUGUCAUCUAAGUGAUAGCAAAACCAUAUUAAAUCGAGGAAUGACUGAUUUGCCAAAAGGUGAUGAUGCUAAAAAGUCAAGUAUCAUUUUGCAACAGCAGAGUGUUAUAUUUUCAGGGCACUUGGACAAUGAAACUGUAGCAAUACAUUCCUUAAAUUCAAGCAUUAAAGACCCUUUACAAUUUGUUUUUUCAGAUGAAGAUACUUCCAGUGAAGUGAAAAGUAGUUGCAGCUCCAAACCUAACUUGGAUACUCUGUGUAAAGGCUCCCAGAGUCCUGAUAAAUCUAAUAACUCUGCAGGGACAGCAAUUACAUUAAAUUCAAAACUGAUUUGUUUAGGCACUCCAUGUGUCAUUUCAGGUUCCAUUUCUACUAAUACAGAUGGUAGUGAAGAUAGAAGUGUGAAAAGAAAAAAUAGUGAUAUAUUAAAUAUCAAACAAAUGUAUUCAGAAAUCCCUGCAGUUGAAAGUGAAACUCAUCUGGGUACAAGUGAUCCUUUUUCAGCCAGUACUGAUAUAGUAAAGCAAGGGCUUGUGGAAAAUUAUUUUGGUUCUCAAAGCAAUACGGAUAUUUCUGACACAUGUGCUGUUAGCUACAGCAAUGCACUUAGCCCUCAGAAGGAAAAUUCUGGAAAAGAAAUUAGUAAUCUUCAGCAGGAACAGGGUAAAGAGGAUGAGGAAGAGGAGCAGGAUCAGCAAAUGGUUCAAAAUGGGUACUAUGAAGAAACAGAUUAUUCAGCUUUGGAGGGAACAGUAAAUGCUCACUAUACAAGCAGAGAUGAAUUAAUGGAAGAAAGACUUAUAAAAUCUGAAAAAAUAAACAGUGACUAUCUGAGAGAUGGUAUAAAUAUGCCUACUGCUGUCUGUACUUCUGGUUGUUUGUCCUUCCCAUCUGCACCACGAGAGUCUCCUUGCAGUGUUAAAUAUUCUUCCAAAAGUAAAUUUGAUGCCAUUACAAAGCAGCCAAGCAGUACUUCUUACAACUUUACUUCUUCAGUUUCGUGGUAUGAAAGUUCACCAAAACCUCAAAUACAAGCCUUCCUUCAGGCAAAAGAAGAAUUGAAGCAACUUAAACUUCCUGGAUUCAUGUACAGUGAAGUUCCUCUGCUGGCAUCCUCAGUACCUUAUUUUAGUGUAGAAGAAGAGGAUGGUUCUGAAGAUGGAGUACAUCUGAUUGUCUGUGUGCAUGGUUUAGAUGGAAACAGUGCAGAUCUCCGAUUAGUAAAAACUUACAUUGAACUUGGACUGCCUGGGGGAAGAAUUGAUUUUCUUAUGUCUGAGAGAAAUCAGAAUGAUACUUUUGCUGAUUUUGAUAGCAUGACUGAUCGUCUUUUGGAUGAGAUAAUACAGUAUAUUCAGAUAUAUAGUCUAACAGUCUCAAAAAUAAGCUUUAUUGGACAUUCGUUGGGCAAUUUAAUCAUUCGCUCAGUGCUUACAAGGCCAAGGUUUAAAUAUUACCUCAACAAACUUCAUACCUUUCUAUCUCUUUCUGGACCUCACCUUGGUACACUCUACAAUAGCAGUGCUCUUGUUAAUACAGGUCUCUGGUUUAUGCAGAAAUGGAAAAAAUCAGGUUCGCUUUUGCAACUGACAUGUCGAGAUCACUCAGACCCUCGCCAAACUUUUUUAUAUAAGCUUAGUAACAAAGCAGGGCUUGAUUAUUUCUUUUUUAUAUUUUAUUCUUUUAAAGCUACAUUCUUAGAUGCUCUGGUUUGAUUAUUGCUUCAGUUUCUUCUGAACAGUGAAUUUUCCAUUCUUUUGAAAAAGCCUAAAAUUACUUGUCUAAAUCAAAAUCCAGCCUUUUUCUCUUUUGCCUUUUUUAUUUAAGCAAGGCCUCCUCUGUGGGUCUUCCUUUUAAAACAGUACUUUUCUGUGCAACAUAUUAUUAGUGAAUAGCUUUCCUUUAUUGAAAGCUGUUCACUAUUUUAAAAUGAAGAAAGCUUUUUAAAACCUUAAAAUAAUUUGUAAAACAAUUGAUAAAUACUAUAUUUUUUAGAAAAAUCAUAAAUUUUUUGGGUGAGAAAUUACCUUUUCGGGAACACAAUAGAACUGGUAAAGCGUUACAGAAAUGUUGCUUUUAAAGGGAAAUCAUCUGUGUUGAUUAAGGAAUUACAAUUAUAAACAUUCAUUAAAUUUUUAUAGCAACUUUUGACAAAACCUGUGGUAUUCUUCAGAUUGGUAAUAGAAUAUGUAAAUAAUUUGCAGAUGGCAUAUAAGCAUCUCAGCAUUGAAUAGAAGGGGAAAGAAAGAUGAAGGAGCUAGAGCAAUGUAGAAAGUCAAAUAAAUGUAUAAUAUGUUGACAUUAGAUGACACCAGUGUCGAAGUAGUCGAGCUAUAUUACUAAAGCAGAGAGAGGAAUCAUGGGCACUCUGGCAUUCUGUUGUAAGGACUCAAAAUAGCCAAAUAAGAAUCUAUUCAUUGUUGGAAUUUCAAAAACAAAAUAUCCUUAUUUUAAGACCUUCCUAAAAACACCUGCUUAGAGUCUUUUUGCCAGCUGUUGAAUUCUGACAAAUAAAGUAUAACAAUUAAAGAAAGCUCCUGCUGUCCUACUGUGGCACGAAGUACUCUUUGUAUCCAGAAGAUUACAGAGGGAUUUAAUCAUAGGUGUCACUUUUGAUUUGUAAAUAAUAUGUAUAUUUUGUUUCUGAAAGUGUGGGAAAGAACCAGCAUCAGCUAACAUUAUUUUAGGAAGAAAAUUCAUUCAAAUUUAUUUAAAAUGAGUAAAAGAAUAGUUUAAUAUUGUUUAGAAUAUGUUAGUUUUAAAAGCACAGAGUUUUCUUAGCUUCAACACUACUGACAUUCUGGGCUGGAGAAUUCUAUUUUCAGGGGAUGUCGUGAACAUUGCAGCAUGCUUGGCAGCAUCUCUGGCCUCUGCCCACUAGAUGCCAGUAGCACGUACACCUUUCUACCCUCAGUGGUGACAACCAAAAAUAAUCUUCAGAUGCUGCAGAAUAUUCCUUGGGGGAAAAUCACCAGUUUAGAACCACUGCUCUUGCCAGUUCCACAGGGUAAAUACCAAAUGACUCAAUGUGAAUUUCAUUAAAACUCUGAAGUUUUAGAACAAAUGAGUAGCCAGAAGAAUUGGAAAGACUUAAGAUUAUGAAGAUGAAAGUUGCAAUUAAGGUGUUCAUGUACCAAUCAUGUUAUUAUAUAGUCCAGAGCGAUAUGGAGGAUUUAUUUUAAUCUUUUUCUUGGUAAAAAGUAGCAAUAUAAUUACAAAUUUUUCUGGUUAAACCAUGUCAUCCUAUAAAUGGGGAAAUCGUGUCACUUUCUGAAAUUAAAGAUAACAUUCAACAAAUAAUUAUGCACUUCAGGGGCUCAGUAAAGUUAACCCACAACCUAGUUAACUAGGUUGUCUUUGAGAAGCUAGAAUCAAGGUAAGUGUAGAAAAGAUGAACCUAGAAUAUUAGCUCCCAAAAUAAAGACUUCAAACAUUUUUGUUGGCUGAACUUAAUUCAGAUGAAGUACUACCAUAACUCCUACCAGCACUGCCACUCUAGAGUCAGCUGUGCUUCACUUUGAGUUUCUGCCUUCUGUAGCCAACACUGCUAGACAAGAAAUUGAAACCAGAAGAUUCAAAAAGGGCCAUAUUAUAUUUAACUAACUUGGUUCUUUGCUAAUAUAAAAAGCAAACUUGUGCGAAAGCACAAUAUUAGUAGUAAUAACAUUUGUUGAAUGACUAGAAAACUGAUAACCAAGUUUAAAAUGCAUUUUUAAAGUACAGUACUGAUGUAAGAAUCACAUUUAGAAGUAUAACAACAUAGUGUAUUUAAUCAGUAUUAGAAUUUUUAAAUUUAUUUUAUGAUCAUGAAAUCUAAGAGUGAAUGGGUAUCUUUGAAAUCCUCUGAAUAAUCUUUACUGAUUUUGCCUACUUCCACUGAGCUGCAUGAACAUGAGGAGCCAUAGACAUUUCUUCCAGGGAUCUCAGUGUAAAUCAGUAAUUUCUAACCUUAGUGUUGUUUUUCUGGAGAAAUACAUCAGAAUCUCUAUAAAGAGCUAUUUUGAAAAAUUCUUUAAUACAAUUUUAUUGAGAAAAAUAUAAUGCCUUUUAUUCUUACAAAUAUAGAAAUAAAGCUUUUAAAAAUCUUGAUCAGUGGGAAAUAUGUGAGGAAGUUUUAAUGAUCAUGUAAUUUGGCAAAUAUAUAAUUAAUUCACAGAGCACACAUCUAGAGGUGGUGACAUGUAAUAUUGUUUAUGCCUGAGUAUUAUAAUGUGUACUGCUGUUUGUAAUACAUAACAACCCAACAGAGUUAAAAAAAAAAAAAAAGAGCAAAAGAGAAAAGAG